Messenger RNA from Saccharomycopsis crataegensis, 186 nucleotides. RefSeq lists its product as uncharacterized. The coding region runs from base 1 to 186 and encodes 61 amino acids. The transcript has a single exon. The record is from RefSeq and is a predicted model, not a curated record. NCBI's taxonomy places the organism in Eukaryota, Fungi, Ascomycota, Saccharomycetes, Ascoideales, Saccharomycopsidaceae.
AUGAAAGACUGUGUUUCACAAAGACAAAGUUUGCCGUAUCAUAACAAUUGCGAAGUAUCACACCAUGUCAAUUCCACUGGAGCAGUAAGUAGUAAGGACGGUGGGAAGCUUCGGAAAUUCCAGCUAUUGGUCACCGCAGACAGGGCAACUCCCCCACGAAAAUCGGUGAUUUCUAAUUUGUAUUGA